UAUUCGAUAUGGAUUUGUUAUAUUGAACUUUUUUUUUUAGCAGGCAUUACUCCAUAUGUUAAUCUUAAUCACUACGAUUUACCUCAAGCACUUCAAGAUAAGUACAAGGGAUGGUUGAGUCAUGAAGUCGUGAAAGAUUUUACUGAUUAUGCAGAAUUUUGCUUCAAAACAUAUGGAGACAGAGUAAAGAAUUGGUUCUCAUUUAAUGAACCAAGAGUUGUUGCUGAUUUAGGGUAUAACACUGGAUACUUUGCACCUGGUAGGUGCUCCAAAGCAUUUGGCAAUUGUACAUCAGGGGAUUCUGCAACUGAGCCAUAUAUUGUUGCACAUAAUCUAAUCUUGAGCCAUGCUGCUGCAGCUCAGAGAUAUCGCGUAAAGUAUCAAGAGAAACAGAAGGGAAAAUUUGGAAUUAUCUUGGAUUUUGUUUGGUUUGAACCUCUGACCAAAUCCAAAGCUGACAAUUAUGCAGCUCAAAGAGCAAGAGACUUUGAAUUGGGAUGGUUUUUGCAUCCUCUAGUAUAUGGAGAGUACCCCAAAACCAUGCAAAAUAUUGUUGGAAAUCGGUUACCCAAAUUCACAAAAGAAGAGGUUAAGAUGGUCAAAGGGUCAAUUGAUUAUGUGGGCAUAAACCAUUAUACUACCUUCUACGCAUAUGAUCGCCAUCUAUCCAAACCAAAAGCCCUUGGCUACCGACAGGAUUGGAACUGUGCAUUUGCUUAUGAUCGGAAAGGCGUACCAAUUGGUCCUAGGGCGCAUUCCGACUGGCUCUAUAUUGUGCCGUGGGGUCUCUACAAAGCUGUCAACUAUGUAAAAGAACACUAUGGAAAUCCUACCAUCAUUUUAUCAGAAAAUGGUAUGGAUUAUGCAGGCAACAUUUCCCUUCCUGAAGCUCUGCAUGACACUAAAAGGAUUGAUUACUACAGAAGCUAUUUAGCUGAACUAAAGAAGACUAUCGAUAAAGGAGCUAAUGUCAUAGGCUAUUUCGCGUGGUCAUUGCUCGACAACUUUGAAUGGAGACGGGGUUAUACUUCUAGAUUUGGUAUAAUCUAUGUUGAUUACAGAACACUCAAGCGAUAUCCGAAGAUGUCAGCAUAUUGGUUCAAGCAAUUACUUCAACGCCAUAUGCAUUAAGCUCAGACUUUGCCUCCUGUAUUUGCUUUCUCUUUUAAAUAGUUUGCUUUGUAUAGGAAAUGCGUGUUUAGAGUAAUUGUCCCCCGUAAGUUGGCUUGGUGAUCUCUUCUUAGAGGCUAGAAUUUCUAGUCCUGGUAGUUUUAUAGAACAUCAUAUAGCCUUCCAGCAAUAUACACGGGCACUGUAGUUUCAUGAUUCGUAAUAUUUCCAUGAUUCCAACAUUUCCACAGUUGAAAUCGAGAUCAUCUCGCUUAUCA
Nicotiana attenuata is the source of this 1388-nucleotide messenger RNA. RefSeq names its product beta-glucosidase 44-like. Lineage: Eukaryota; Viridiplantae; Streptophyta; Magnoliopsida; Solanales; Solanaceae. The record is from RefSeq and is a predicted model, not a curated record. The transcript has 7 exons. Gene Ontology annotation, biological process: carbohydrate metabolic process. Gene Ontology annotation, molecular function: beta-glucosidase activity. The annotation marks the transcript as partial.